This is a messenger RNA of Cryptomeria japonica (Japanese cedar), 2760 nucleotides long. Its product is annotated as disease resistance protein RUN1-like. The record is from RefSeq and is a predicted model, not a curated record. Gene Ontology annotation, molecular function: ADP binding. Gene Ontology annotation, biological process: defense response; signal transduction. NCBI's taxonomy places the organism in Eukaryota, Viridiplantae, Streptophyta, Pinopsida, Cupressales, Cupressaceae. The coding region runs from base 1 to 2760 and encodes 919 amino acids. The transcript has 5 exons.
AUGGCGUCUACUUCUACUUCUGGGCCUCAACCAGAUAUAAAUGAGAAUACAAAUUUAUCGCAUGAAAUUGCUUCAUCCCCACCUACAAAUGUUUUUCAUGAGCUCGUAUCAUCACCAUCUACUUCUGCUACACUCUCGUUAGGCACCCUGUUUUCAUCCUGUUUCAAUUGGGUUUCUUUCUUUGUUUCUCUCUGCUCAACUCAAUCCCAUUCCACGCUAUAUACAAAUGCAUCAGAAGAAAUUGCUUCAUCACCACCAACAAAUGCUUUUCAAGAGCUCCUACCAUCUCCAUCCCCAUCUACCUCUGCUACUUCCUCAAUGUCAGGGAAAAAGCUGCCCUACGAUGUGUUUAUCAACCAUCGUGGCCCUGAUGUCAAACAUACCCUUGCAGUCACUCUCUAUAAUACCCUCUCUGCCAUGGGAUUGAGGGUUUUUCUUGAUAAAGAAGAACUUAAAUUGGGGGAUUAUUUGCCCAAAGAAAUUGAAGAAGCAAUGCAUAGUGCUUUGCUUCAUAUAGCUAUAUUUUCUCAGAACUAUGCACAAUCCCCCUGGUGUUUGGCUGAACUUUCAUAUAUGCUUAAAACUGGUACCCAAAUUAUUCCUAUUUUCUACCAUCUUCAGCCUGGUGACAUCCGACAUGAGAAAGGAAUGUAUGCUGAUGCGUUCUCCAGACACAAAAAGAAGGGCAGAUACAGCUCAGAAAAGAUCCAGGAGUGGAAGAAUGCAGUCAACAGAGUUUCCUACAAUGUCGGCGAGAUCCUUAAUAACAAGGAUGACGAGGGGAGGCUGGUCAAGAAUAUUGUUAAUCGUGUCUUGAAAGUAAUAAAAAAUGUGCCAUUUGUAGUUGCCAAACAUCUAGUUGGUCUAGAUGAAGCUGUCAUAGACUUUGAAAGAACAACACUUCAGUCUACAGAAAACCAUCGCACUGUGCAAAUCGUGGGAAUUUGGGGCAUGGGUGGUUCUGGCAAAACCACUCUUGCUAAGCAGUUAUAUAAUAAGAAAUACAAAAUCAUGGAAAAGUUCAGUUUUUUAUUAGAUAUUAGAGAUGCUGAUUCUAGAAGUGCAUUACAUAAGAAACAGAAAAAACUCCUUGAAGACCUCGGUCUUCAAGGGAUAUCAGUUGACAACAUAGAAGAAGGGAAGGGUAUUCUUGCCUCUCGUUUGAGAUCUGUUCGAGUGCUCAUUGUUCUGGAUGAUGUGGAUAAUGUAGAUCAAUUGGAUGCUCUAGUGCCUGAAAAAGAUAGUCUUGGAUGGGGUAGCUUGAUUGUAGUUUCUACAAGAAAACUUGAAGUACUUCAAUGUUGGGGCAUCUCAUCAAUUUAUAAAAUGAAAGCACUAGAUCCACUUCAUGCCAAGCAGCUUUUUUGUUGGCAUGCUUUCUUAAAACCAUGUCCACUCGGUGGAUUUGAGAAGCUUGUAGAAGAGUGUUUGAAGGUUUGUGAUGGCUUGCCAUUGUCUCUCAAAGUAUUUGGAGGACAGUUAUAUGGCAAAUCCAACAAAGAUUAUUGGGAGAACCAAUUACAAAAGAUCAUUAGAAUACUACCCGAUGAUAUAAAAAAUAGGCUAAAAGUAAGUUACAAUACUUUAGACCAUGAAGAGAAAGAAGCAUUUUUGGAUGCAGCUUGUUUCUUCCUUGGAGAGAAGAGAACUUUAGCCAUUGUAGUUUGGGAUGGAUCAAUUGGGAGUGGGUUGUGCUGUUGGGAAAGCCUCUUGAAUAAGUGUCUUGUUGAAGUUGAUGAUGGUGAUCGUAUAAGAAUGCAUGUUGAAGUUGAUGAUGGUGAUCGUAUAAGAAUGCAUGAUCACUUAAGAGAUUUGGGAAGAGAAAUUGCAAAUCAUCAAUCAUCUUACAGACUUUGGUCUCCCAACCAGAUUAUUAAUGUUGACAAUGAAAUGCAGGGAAUUGUCAUUCGAGCAAUAAGGGCUACAAGAGCUGAGUCAACAAGCGAGGUUGAGCACAUUCCUCGAUGUUCUCAGGGUGGAGAGAUCAUAGUUAACACGAGCAGAGGUUUCAGAAAUCUUUGGUCAUUAAAUUCAUUGAAAAAUUUGAGGGUUUUAGAACUCCGCGAAAGGCUAGGUGGGGAGCAUCACUUAGAAGAUCUAUGGGAGACUGACAAGAAUGCUCCUGUGCAAUUAAGAGAGUUGCUGAUUUCUCAGUGCUCAAAAUUCCAAAGAUUUCCAAAGUCAAUAGGAUGUCUCAGACAUUUGAAAAAGAUAGCCGUGAGAGGUAGGAGCAAGGUGAGAAGUUUGCCGGAUGAAUUUUGUCUUCUUCAAUCGUUGGAGCACCUAGAGUUAAACUCUGGUCAACAGCUAUCAUCACUACCCGAUAGUUUUGGUGAUUUGAGAAAUUUGAGGCACCUUGUUUUGUCGUAUUGCAUGGAAUUGAGAAAGUUGCCUGUCUCUUUCAAGGAGCUCACACUCCUGCAACACCUCAACUUAGAAGGAUGUUCUAACCUCAUCUUAGAGUCCGAUGUUCUUGAAAACAUGACAAAGCUAGAGUAUUUGAAACUCUCUACUUGUAAGCAAUUGGAAGAGUUGCCUCGUCACAUAACAAAUCAGGCCUCAUUGACAGAGCUUCAUGUAUCUAAUAUAGAGAAGUUACGGGAGCUACCAUGGAACAUCAGCCAGCUGAGCAAGUUGCAAAAGAUGAGCAUUGGAAGUGAGUUGUUGACAAGCCUGCCAACAUCUAUUGGAGAUUUGUCUUCCUUGACUUAUCUUGAAAUUGAUAAUUGUCACAAACUGGAAUGUCUACCUGAAUCUUGA